AUGGCGACGGCAUCACUGCGACAGGUAGCAGUGGCAGCACGGAGGGUGAGAAUUUCGGCGUUCCCGCUGCGAUCCGUCACGCUCCAAGCUGGGGGCACGCGACAGCUGUGUGGUGCUGUCGAGGUUCUGCGGCGGGGGAGAGACGCUCCAACAUGCCGGCGAAUACCGUUGUGGUCCAAGGGUAUAGAGAUUCCCGGCGCGAGAGCGACAUACUCGGCGCAAUCGAGAGACAUCUCGACCACUCCAUCCCAGGCAACUAGCACAGCAUCAUCUGCCUCCCGGACGUUCCUACGCCAUGCAUCACGCUCGCUCUCACAAAGGAGCUUUCUCCUACUCACUGCUCGAUCAACCCAGAUCCGCCACGCCUCUUCCAGCACCCCGGCCACCCCACCCAAGAAAGCGACCGAGAUCCUCAAGCAACCCAUCAAAACCCUCUCCUCCCUCACCCCCCACGAGAACAUCUACAACCUCCCCAACAUCCUCACCUUCACGCGCCUCCUCGCCGCCCCCGCGGUCGGCUACCUCAUCCUCUCGCCCAGCUACCCGCCCAUCUACGCGCUCAGCCUCUUCUUCUACGCGGGCGUCACCGACCUAGUCGACGGCUACCUCGCGCGCCGCCUCAACCUCCACACGGUCGUCGGCUCCGUCAUCGACCCCAUGGCCGACAAGCUGCUCAUGACCAUCUGCACCGUCAGCCUGGGCGUCACGGGGAUCCUCCCCUGGUGGGCCGCGACCGUCAUCGUGGGCCGCGACGUCGCGCUCGCCAUCUCCGCCAUCUGGUGGCGCUGGAUCAGUCUGCCGCCGCCGAAAACCAUGGCGCGCUAUUGGGACUUCAGCCUGCCGAGUGCGGAGGUGUAUCCGACGGAGAUCAGCAAGAUCAACACGCUGCUGCAGCUGUUGCUGAUUGGGAAUGCGAUGCUGUUGCCGGUGCUGCCCGAGGCGUGGGUCGCGGCGGGGAAUCUGUGGGGGGUGUUUGAGGGGUGGUGUGGGCUGGUCGCGGGCACCACGGUGUGGAGUGGCCUGAGUUAUGUGGGGAAUAAGGACGCGGUCAAGAUUGUGAGUCAGGAGCAGAUGCGGAGGGCGCUGGAGGAGAAAGAGGCGGGGCCGGACAAGGAGACGAAGUAG
Messenger RNA from Cyphellophora europaea CBS 101466, 1125 nucleotides. RefSeq lists its product as uncharacterized. Gene Ontology annotation, molecular function: cardiolipin synthase activity. Gene Ontology annotation, cellular component: mitochondrion; membrane. Gene Ontology annotation, biological process: cardiolipin biosynthetic process. The transcript has a single exon. Lineage: Eukaryota; Fungi; Ascomycota; Eurotiomycetes; Chaetothyriales; Cyphellophoraceae. The record is from RefSeq and is a predicted model, not a curated record. The coding region runs from base 1 to 1125 and encodes 374 amino acids.